CAGGAAAAUAUGGGAACUCUGCUCACCAUGCAGCCCCUGCCUCUGCUCCUCCUGCUGCUGCAGCCAUUUCCGUUUCAGUUUUUAAUGCUACGUGAAUAUUUGGAUUCCUCAACUGAUUGGGAUGAAGAAUUUGAAGAUUAUUUGGCGGAAUUAUAUAGUACCGGGCCUACCAAACCACCUACCAAGGAAACUUUCCAAAAGCAUGUUAUAGUUGAUUCUGACAGAUCAUUAUCUGAUUCAUGGUACUGUUAUGGUGAAAUAAGGAUGAAAAAUAUUCAAAACAGGCUCCACUGUAAAAAAGAACAUUUCUUCCUCCAAGUAAAAUAUGAGGAGUUGCAAAAUCUCUGUAAUCAAAGGUUUGUGCCAUGUAAGAAUGGAGUUAAGAAAUGUCACAGGAGCCAGAAAGUGAUAGAAGGAGUGUAUUGUAAUUUAACAGCUGGAACCAGGAUGCCAGACUGUGAAUACGAAUCUUUUCAUAAGAAGGGACAUGUCCUUAUCACUUGUCGAUGGCAAGAUGAUAUCCAACAAAUUAUUCCUGUUCAUGUAAAUAGUAUUUUGGAAACACAUGGCAAGCAGUAA
Molecule: messenger RNA, 579 nt
Organism: Hipposideros armiger (great roundleaf bat)
Lineage: Eukaryota; Metazoa; Chordata; Mammalia; Chiroptera; Hipposideridae
Gene: RNASE9
Product: ribonuclease A family member 9 (inactive)
Exons: 1
Coding region: 10-579 (189 amino acids)
Biological process (GO): defense response to Gram-positive bacterium
Molecular function (GO): nucleic acid binding
Source: RefSeq, a predicted model, not a curated record